AUGGGUGGUAAUUCUCAUUCCCCUUGUGCUUCAUGCAAGCUCCUUAGACGCCGUUGUGCUAAGGACUGUAUCUUUGCUCCUUAUUUCCCUUCCCAUGAUCCUCAAAAGUUUGCUAUAGUUCACAAGGUUUUUGGUGCCAGCAACGUCAGCAAAAUACUCCAGGAACUUCCUGUUGAACAAAGAACCGAUGCAGUAAGCAGUUUAGUGUAUGAAGCACAUGCAAGAGUGAAAGAUCCUGUUUAUGGUUGUGUUGGAGCCAUAUCUUAUCUUCAAAACCAAGUUUCUGAGCUUCAAAUGCAGCUUGCAGUUGCACAAGCAGAGAUAGUCUGCAUCCAGAUGCAACAUCAUGAUAAUGAGCCUGUAAUGCAAAUUCCAGAAACGGGAAUGGCCCUUGAUCAUAACUUUCCUUCUUCAAGCUAUGUAAUUCAUCAUGAUUCAAGAGAGAGUGUUUUUGAAUUUUGAUUAUGAUGUCAUUCUUGAAUGAAAA
This is a messenger RNA of Vicia villosa (hairy vetch), 487 nucleotides long. Its product is annotated as LOB domain-containing protein 12-like. The record is from RefSeq and is a predicted model, not a curated record. Lineage: Eukaryota; Viridiplantae; Streptophyta; Magnoliopsida; Fabales; Fabaceae. Bases 1 to 462 code for a protein of 153 amino acids. The transcript is spliced from 2 exons.